UUGAGAUUUUUGUAUAUCCUACCUUGGAUCUUGAUGGCGGCUGCCCCGGAGCUUGUAUUAAUCGGUUUCGACAAUUCUGCAUGGAUGCCCCGCGGUUCUGAUAAUCUUAAUGCUCAACUUGACGCUUUUAAAUAUUAUUGCCAUACUAAAUUUGAAGUAACUUUCAUGCUCCACAAUUAUUAUGUUAUUCGUAUCUUUGAUUUUUUUCUUACUCGUACUGUGUGUGUUUGUUUUUUGUUACAGACUAAUCCAGGUUCCUUUGUGGGCAUAUUCACAAUGAGUGAGUCAUGCUAUGAUGAAUGUCUUUUUCCUUCUACUGAUCUUGAAGAAAUCGUGGAUAAAGCUCAAGGUAUAACUACCGGUUGUGGCAACUUGGACGUUCAAAGCGCAUUAGUAUUUAACGCUCCUUCUCUCAGAAGAUGGUGCCCAGGUUUGAAAAAAAGGAUCCUUCUCUUUAUUGGAGGUACUACAAAUUUGGAUCCAACAUUCGUGGCCGAGUUUUCGAAGAUAUUGAAAGACUGGUCUAUAGUUAUUGAUGUUGUCAACUUCUAUCCGGAGGACCGUUUGUGCGUAUAUUCAAAGUAUGGUUAUCAUUUUGGGAAGAGCGAUCUUCAGGAUCUUUUUGCUGCUACUAACGGUGAUGAUGGCAACAGCCACUUCGUACAAGUUACACCUGGAUCUUCUAUUCCUAUUGAAGAUUACAUGUCUAUAUUUAAAAAAGACCCCUCUGAAGAAAACAGCUAGCGGAAGAGAAUGUCAUAAAACCUUGCAACCAUCUUACAAGGCUGCUGCAAAUGAUGAACCACUGGCUGUAGCUCACUGAUGCAUCAUGUGUGCUGCUUAUUUGUUUAUGCAUGUGUAAGCUGCUGAAUUGUUUAAAAAAGGGUAUUCCUACCCUUUCCCCUUUCUGUCAAUGUUGCCAAUUCCUAUCCCAAUAGGCCAGCGGGCGGAACGAGGAGAGGGCCCGACAAUCAGCAAUCUUCGAUUCUGAUAUCAUAUUAGGAGAAAGGCGCUCCCCCCGAGAAGAUAGAAAGAAAUUAAAAAGUCAUUGAUUGUUGGGUAUCCCUUCCUACUUCUUCAUAAACUGAUCAUAAUGUGAAUCAGCCGCAUGUAGUGUUUGAAUGAUUUUGUAUGCAUUAAUGUUGGCAGUGAUGUUCUAUCACCCCUUGGUUUAGUUUCUCUUUCUUAGUCAGUCUUUCCACGAUUAGCAAAUGCAAAAAUUUAGUUCAGUACCAAUGCUCACAGAUCUAGAGAUGGUACGGUUUCAAGAUGUAUUUCUUACGCAAUCCUCACACUCACAGAUUUACGAAGUUCUAACUCGGGCUACGUUUGGUAUGAUGAGGGAUGAACCAACUAAUGGAAUGGGAUAAAAACAGGAGUAAAAUGUAGUGGAGUUAAUGAAAAAUGCAGAUUUUGAGGGAAUGGAAUCUAGAUCAAUAAUUGUUUGGGAUGUUUCUGUUGUUUUAAGGUCUAUGUCUUCUUAUAUUCUAGUAGAUCUGCUGCACUCUGUUGCAAAAAAAAUGGAGCUACCUACUGUUUUGCUCCCAUGGUUGUCCUCCCUAUAAUCAUCUUGAAGCGAAUA
Molecule: messenger RNA, 1582 nt
Organism: Erigeron canadensis
Lineage: Eukaryota; Viridiplantae; Streptophyta; Magnoliopsida; Asterales; Asteraceae
Exons: 4
Coding region: 34-744 (236 amino acids)
Source: RefSeq, a predicted model, not a curated record